AUGAUAAACACCCUAUUGGAUAAAACAUUUUUUGAGAAUAUUAGAUUUAUAAACAGUGAAGUAACAAUUAAAGGUUAUAAUGAUUUACAAUUUAUUCAAAGCUCUUUUGAGAACUGUCGUUUGACAUUCUGUAAUGAUACACACUCGGUUGUUUUAUUCACUAUAAUUCAAUUCACGAAUUGCACUAUUAAUGGUGUUUACUUAUCAAAAGAAUCGGGAGACUUUUACAUCUUUAAUGGAAGUUUUGUGAAAGGUCAUAUUUACGACGUGAAAGAAGAAGAAGUUGAUGAUAUUUGGAAAAAAAUUACCAUAGGGUUUGGUGUUGUUUCCGGUGUGUUACUGAUAGUUGUUAUUGGUCUUGUUAUUGGGAUGAAUAUAGUCUUAAAGACCAAGAAAAAAUCGGAAUACAACGACAUUUAA
Molecule: messenger RNA, 420 nt
Organism: Entamoeba invadens IP1
Lineage: Eukaryota; Evosea; Mastigamoebida; Endamoebidae
Exons: 1
Coding region: 1-420 (139 amino acids)
Source: RefSeq, a predicted model, not a curated record